CCCGUGUCAACGAUUUUAUUAAUCUUGUUUUUAAUUCUGUUGGGGUGAUUUUUAGACCUUACUCUAAAACUUAAACAUUAAAUUCUUAAAAAUAAUUGAUUUUACAUACCUUGUGUAUUUUGUGUUUGUAUAGGUUCUUGCCUACGAAUUACGGAAAUAUAGAAGAUUGUUUGUGUUAUUUUUGUAGUACAUCUUGGAAAAAAAAAUUAGAAACGAUUUUUUAGCAUAUAAAUAACACGACUUGCAUGGCAAAGUUAGCGAUAUCCUGGGAGUUCCAGUAAGAUCAGUAUCUACUACGAAGGCAAUUGAGAAAUUUUCACUAUAUAUAGUGCUACCUACCCCUUUGGGAAAAAUGGAACGAAAAAGCUACAGUAUGUCACACUUCAAAUCUAAGACGGUACCAGAUAGGUCUCAAACAUAUUGUAAUGCUGAGGUCCUGUUGAAGACUCUGAAAAUCAACGGCAAGUUCACAGUAGAGUCUGUCUUAGAAGCAAUACAGCAUUAUAUCAGGAAAAUUGAUGAAUUGACUUUACAAAAUAAGCUCAUGCGUGAUAAAUUAGAGCAUUAUCGAAUACUGGCGAAGUCACAAAUCGACACUUGUCUCGACACCGAAACAAGCACCGAUAUCCCCUACCUACAGCAGAGAAUCAAUAACCUUCUUAAGGAACUUCAUGGCCAUCGGAAAAUCGAGGAUGACCGCAUUAAACUUAAGUCCCAAAUUAAUAAAAUGGCAUUGAUUAUAAAACAAUUAUCGCAAAGGGAUCCAGAUAAACCUUCAAAUGAACGACUAAUCGCCGGGGACAUUACCGGGAUGCACGCCGAUAGAGAACGUCUUAAGGAUCUGUUGGACAAAAUGCUUGGGAUCGAAGGCAAAAUCAUUGAAUUCAAACGGCAAGCGGCAAACGCAGCACAGCUGCAGACAGAGGUUAAUAAAUUGCGACAGGAACUCCAGAAGGAGCGCUCGAAGGAAGUCCAAAAGAUAGAUGCCACUGUGGAACAAUAUCGCAAACAAGCACAAAGAAUGGAAUCUGAGUUGCAAGUAUGUAAGAAGGAACGCGACCUAUACGAAAGGGUUACAAAGAAGCUGGAGAUCCGAAUAAAGAAGGCCAUAAACGAUCGUGAAAUAUAUGAGAAGAAAGCAGAGGAAUUAGACUGCAAAUAUGAGAAGGCACUUUUCGAAUUAGAGAAACUCCAGACCAAAAAUGCAGAACUUCUUCUCAAAGAACCUGUUAAGAAGGACACUGUUUUAAAGGAGCUGAAACUCGCUCUACAUGAAUGCAGGGGCCAGCUUCGUUGCGCAGAAAAAUUGAACUCGGAAUACGAAGAAAAAGUGAAUAAACUUUCGGUAAUUCAGUUGUUGAUAGCAAUCUAUGUAUUUAGGUACAAAGCCAGACAACCAACGACUCUAGGUGGACAAUUCGUUACUUCACCUAAUCUGGUUGAUCUUCUAUCAGCAAACAGCAUGUAG
This is a messenger RNA of Hermetia illucens (black soldier fly), 1468 nucleotides long. RefSeq names its product structural maintenance of chromosomes protein 2. The record is from RefSeq and is a predicted model, not a curated record. The transcript has 4 exons. Bases 353 to 1468 code for a protein of 371 amino acids. NCBI's taxonomy places the organism in Eukaryota, Metazoa, Arthropoda, Insecta, Diptera, Stratiomyidae.